Schistosoma spindalis is the source of this 1029-nucleotide messenger RNA. The record is from the annotation of a GenBank genome assembly. NCBI's taxonomy places the organism in Eukaryota, Metazoa, Platyhelminthes, Trematoda, Strigeidida, Schistosomatidae.
GUGCACUACUUUGAUGUUUAUUAUCUAUAAAUCAAUGUUUUUUUUUCUGUUUGUUUAACUGGGUAGUGGUAUGUAAGAAUCGAUUUUGGUGUAGCUAUUUUAAAUGUAGAUGUAACAUCCUCUAUAUAUCCAGAUAAACACAUACAUGCGUAUUCGGAGAAAGAGAUGCACAUUGCUCAUCUUGAUUUCGAUUGGAUGAUUUGAAUAAAAGUGAAGAGAUAACAUAAAAAUGUUUUUAAUUUUUAUGUAACUAUAAAUUUAAAGAAUAAAAUAAGAUGCACACAAAUUUGUUAAGAAGGCCUUUUUUCUUUUUUUUUUUUGCUCUUUUCUUUGAUAGUGAACUCAACAACUAUUUGUUGUAUGAAAGUAAAGUAAUUUGUUUCGAUACAAUACGGAUUAUUAGAACUAGUACUACUAGUACUACUACUACUACUACUACUACUACUACUACUACUACUACUACUACUACUGCCUUUGGCAACUAUCCAAUUUAUAAAGCGCAUUCACAAUCCGAUAUCACAAUAUAAGAGUAAAAGGACUAAAACAAAAAUAGGAAUUUACUGAACCAACAAGAUGGAAAAUCGUCGUGCAUUAAUGAAAUCUACUGAUAUGCAAGGACCAUUACAGAAAAUUGUUGUAGACACAUGUGUGGUAGCUACGGAACAGUAUGAUGAAGAAAGAGAUAUUGCAGCUUAUGUUAAGAAACAUAUGGAUAAAUAUGAUGGUGGUGUUUGGCAUUGUGUUUUAGGCAAGGAUUUCGGAUGUUAUGUAUCACAUUUGGAUGGAUACUUCAGUUACUUUCAAUUCCAAGGAAAAUCAAUGAUUGUCUUUCGAACACAAUAAAACGAAGGCCUACAUUAUUAACAUUAUUACUAUUAUUUGAGAACGAGACAGUGAUUUUAUUAUUUUUAUUGUCAUUAUUCAUUAUGUGUAUACGAUUUAAAUACUGAUAUGUCUGUAUUCCCCUCUGUAUAAAUGUAUUUUAUAUAAUUAAAAAAGCUUAACAAUGGUAUAAAAAGGUAUUUUUAC